AUAAAUUGUUGAGUGAUAUACGCGGCCUUGUUACAGACUGAAAAAAUUGCAUGGUCAUUUAGAAAGUGUUGAAAAAUUACGUACACCUCUGACAUGGCAUCAUAUUUUGACGAACAUGAUUGUGAACCUUUAGCAGACGGCGAACAACCAAAUCACAUGUUACAUAUGGCAAGGUUGCUCUUAGACAGUGGAUUAGCUGCAGAAUGGAAUAUUGAAUACGAAGAGGCAUUUGGUGGAGAAAGGAAAGUUCCCCCUGCAUCAAAAAAGUUUGUUGAAGAAUUACCUAGGAUCAUUAUUUCCCCCACAGAGGCUGCUUUGGAAAAGAAAUGUCCAGUAUGUUUAGGAUUGCUUGAUGAAGAAGAUGAGGCAAUUGUACUUCCUAAAUGUUCCCACAAAUUUCAUUCCAGUUGCAUUUUGCCUUGGCUCCAAAGGGUGAACAACUGUCCCAUGUGUAGAACUGAAUUUCCUACAGAUGACCCUGAUUAUGAAAACUAUAAGAAACACAAGGCAAGAGCAAAACAACGAGAGUUUGAGAUAGACACUUUGCAUGAUGCCAUGUUUGGAUAAAGAAUUCUUUUUUUAACUUUUAAAAUUGUGCAAUUUUUGUAAAUGAAUCAGAAAUUUAAUUAACUUUUAAUUUAGUAUUUCAUCAUGUUCAUGAUGUUUAAUAUUUUUACAUAGUAAAGUUUUGUCACAUAAAUUCA
Magallana angulata is the source of this 704-nucleotide messenger RNA. RefSeq names its product E3 ubiquitin-protein ligase RNF181-like. Gene Ontology annotation, biological process: protein ubiquitination. Bases 94 to 567 code for a protein of 157 amino acids. The transcript is spliced from 6 exons. The record is from RefSeq and is a predicted model, not a curated record. Gene Ontology annotation, molecular function: ubiquitin protein ligase activity. Gene Ontology annotation, cellular component: cytoplasm. NCBI's taxonomy places the organism in Eukaryota, Metazoa, Mollusca, Bivalvia, Ostreida, Ostreidae.